CAGCAAUCGAAACGAAGCUCCUGUUAGAUCUAAGGCAAAACAAAACAAACCGAAUAAAUUUUCAUUUUAUAUAUGGACUGUUUAUCAUCUCAACGUCUGAGUUAGAUCGACGCGAAUCGACAUCGAGAGAGACAGGAUCUAAUGGUGAAAGAGACUUGUCGGUGGAGUUAACUCUUUUUGAGUUAAAGCGGGCGCAGAAACGGAGUGGAUUGGAUGGACAAGAACAAGAACCGUACCGAUCUGAUUGCCGCCGGCCGUAAAAAGCUCCAACAAUUUCGUCAAAAGAAGGAUGGUAAGGGCAGUAGUAGCCAAGGAAAAUCAUCAAAGAAGUCUAGUAAAUCUGAGCAGCAUGAAGCCGAUGUUGAUGCAGCAUCAGCUGAUGCUGCUGCACCAACCGGAUCUUUAACUCCUGAAGAGGAAAAUGCAUCUCAUGUUGAGAUGAAUCUGAGAGUUGUGGAUUCAAAUUCAACUGAGAAUUUACAGGAUCCUGAAGUUGCUGUUGUAGCCAGUGAGCCUUCAUCAGUGGCCAUUGUACCUGAAUCAAGCUCUUUCGAAACACCGUUGGCUCAUGAGGUUGAAUUACCUCCACAGGAAUUGGGGCUUGUUAACAUAGACGCCUCAGUCCAUAAUGGGGAGAGUACUCAAAAUGUUGAUGUUGAGGAAGCCAGAGAAAUGUCUUUAGAAACUGUAGGUAUCCCGGUUUUUGAAGGGGAAACCAAGUAUGCUGACAUGGCUGUGAUUUCUCAUGUGUCAGUUCUGUCGGAAUUAAUCGAUACAAGAGACGGGGAGAUAGUUACUGCCGAAACGGAUGGUGUUAAUGAGAGUCUGAAGUCAGUCUUUUCACAAGAAAUUCUUCCUGAUACGUCCUCGAUUCAAGCGAGGGGUGAUCAGGUAACAGAUGUAGGGGCAAUGCAGGAAGCUGAUGGUUCGGGUUUGAAGCAAUUUGAUGAUAGAAGCUAUGAACCAGAGCAUAAAGGAGAUGGGAAUCUCAUUCUCUCUGAGUUUGUUGGAAGUGUUGCAAAACUUGAAGAAUCAGCUUCAGAAGUGACUGAUGUAUAUGAGAUUACCCAUGAAGUAAAGCCAACUGAAAAGGUUGAUUAUGCCACUGAGUCAACUUUGCCAGCCAUCAUGUCGGAUGCAGUUGGGUUUUCAUCUCCCAUCCUGGAUUCUCAAGAAGCAGAUGGUACUUUGGCUGUUAGUCAUCAAGAUACAAGUCAGUUGAAAGAUGUAGUGGCAGGCUUAGCUAACGAAGAAAUAUCAGAAAUACUCCGUGCUGACUAUGGAAAGGACUGGAAAGAAGGGGCUCAAGCAGACACGGAUAGUAUUAUGGUUUCAGAAGAUUAUAACGAGCGGCAGUAUAUGACCGAGGGUAAUGUUCAAGGAAGAUCUGUGGCGGAAGAAAUGUUGAGUCCAUCUGUAAAAACUGAGUCCUUUGUUGGAGAUGGGUUCUCAGUCAGCUUUUUGCAGCUCAAGGAGGUGGUAAGGAGGCUUAGUGAGGAUGAGUUCCAGUCUCUUCUAAAUUUAAGAGGACCUGUUUCUAAUGCACAGUUGGGAACUGAUAGUUUGAUCCUAGCUGAGCGUGGUUAUUCAGAUUCUUUUGAGAGACUGAAGGAAGAGUUAUAUCUCACAAGUUUUGGAAAAGAUAUAUUUCAUUUGCAACUUUCUGAAAUGUCUGAUAUGCAGUUUGAAUUUGAUCGGCAUCAUCAGUUGCUUGAAGAAAUAUCUGUGCUCUGUACCUCCCUUAAUGAAGUUCAAGAGAGGAGAGAAUGCCUGGCUGCAGAGCUUUCACAUUGCAGGUCUGAACUCCUGGUUGUUGAUAGCAGGAGGGAGGAGCUUGAAAACCAAGUUCAUUUGGUGAAGGCAGAGGCUCAGGAGUUUUCUGGUAGGGCACUUGAAUUGCAGUUUAGCUUGGAAAGAUCACAAGGGGAUUUAUCAAGCCUGUCAAUGGAGUUAGCUGACUGCAAGGAUUUGGUUGCUUCUUUACGGCUGGAGAAUGAGAACUUAAAUGGAACUCUUGCUUCAGUGAUGGAGGAUAGAAGGAAACUUGUGGAGGAAAAGGAGUCUUAUCAACAUGAGAAUGAGAAGCUUUCAUCGGAGUUAGCUAACUGCAAGAGUUUGGUAGCAGCUCUAGAGGUAGAAAUUUCCAACUUCAGUGGGACUCUGGCACUAGGGACCGAGGAAAGAAAGAAACUUGAAGAGGAGAAGGAGUCUCUUGCCCAUGAGAAUGGGAAAAUUUCUAUGGAAUUGACUGAAUGGAAGGAUUUGGCAGCUGCUUUACGGGCUGAAAAUGCUGACUUAAACGGGAGUCUUUCUUUGAUAACAGAGGAGAGAAAGGAGCUUGAUGAAGAAAAAGAGUCUGUUGCUUGUGAGAACGAUAAACUAUUUAUGGAAUUGACUGACUGCAAGGGUUUGGUUGCAGCUCUACAGUUAGAAAUAUCCCACUUAAAUGAGAGCCUUGCUAAAAUAAUAGCGGAGAGAGAGAAGCUUAAGGAGGACAAGGAAUUUUUUGUCCAAGAGAAUGAGAGGCUGUCAAAUGACCUUCUUGUUUCUAAAGAGAAACUGUCCACUAAAAACGAGGAAUAUGUGCAGGAUCGUGGAAUUUCCACUCCCAUGUUGGAUAAACCCUCACCUGAUGGACCUACUGCAGAGCCACUGCUUAAUCUGCUCGAGCAUGAUGUUGUUGAUGAUUCUUUUGUGUUGGUUGUUCUAAAAGAACACUUAGAGGAGGCGGAGAAAUUGCUGCAGAACCUUGAAAAGGCCAUUGAAGGGAUGCACUCUGAGUCAAUGUCCUCUAACAGGUCCAGUGGUGAAGUAGCUUCACCUGCGGUAUCCAGAUUAAUUCAAGCAUUUGAGUCAAAGGUGCAGCAUGAUGAACAUGAGGCAGAAGAAAAGGCUGUGACUGAAGAUCAAUCACCAAGAGAUCUCUUUAUUUUAACAAAAGAGCAAACAGGAAGUUUGAGGGUAUUGCUUCAGCAGUUGCACCUGGAUGCUGAAAAGCUUAAAGAGGAGUGUAGAAAAGCUUCUAAAGUUCCAUUCAAAGAGCUCAAGGUUGAAUAUGAAGCUAUGAAGCAACACAGUGACAAUUUGGAAGCAGAAAACAUUGAGCUCGGAAUUCUGUAUGAAGCUGUAAAGGAACAUGUAUGGGGACUUGAAGAAAAGAACAAUGAGCUUCAAGUUCUCUACGAAGCUUCAAAACAACAAGGCCUUAGUCUGAAAGCAGAAUAUGCUGGGCUUGGUGUAAAAGUGAGUGAGUACCAAUCAAGAGUUAGUGAGUUGCUGAGUCAAUUGUAUGAUUUACAGCGAAGUUCAGAUGAGAAGGCUUUGGCAAUAGAAAAUCAAUUAGAAAGUUUGCAGAAGGAAGCAACUGAGAGGGCGUUGAUACUUGAACAGGAAUGGAAUACUACCAUUGCUCAAAUUAUUGAAACAAUAGGAAGGCUUGAUGUUUCUAUUGAGAGAGUGUCAACCUCUGCCAUCUCACCUAGCACUGAUGAUGGCUUGGAUGUAAAUAGCCACAUUGCUGCUUCUGUAAGUGCCACCAUCAAGGUGAUUGAAGAUCUACAGGAGAAACUAGAAGUUGCUCGUGCUGACAAUGAAACAGUCUGUUCUUCCUCUGAAGAAGUGAAAGAGAAGUUCAAUGAUUUGCUCCGAAAGAAUGAAUCAACUUCUGUUAUACUGCAUAAGAUAUAUGAUGAGCUUAGGAAACUUGUAAUUGACUCAUGUGGGGCUGUGGAUGAUGAACAUGAGAUGAACAUUGAAGGUGGGACAUCGCCUGAUUCGAUUGACUAUAUCAAGUAUAAAACCAUUGUGGAUCAACUGGAAACUUUUCUAGGUGAGAGACUGCAACUCCAGUCCUUAAACAAUGAACUAAAUUCAGAGUUGAUCAGGAGAGCAAACGAUAUUGAGGAACUGAACCGGAAAUGUCUUGAUUUAGAUGCCAUUCAGAAGUUAAUAGAAGAUGUUGAGGGUGUAGUGAAACUGGACUGCACUGGAACCAACUUAGAUAAAACACCAGCUUCACACCUGGAAUCAUUGGUGUCUUCACUUGUUCAGAAGUACAAACAGGCUGGUGAGCAGGUGACUUCAUCAACAGAAGAGUUUGGAUCCAAGGAGAUGGAAUUGAUAGAACUUCAGGAGAAGGUGCAUCAGUUAUCUGCUUUGAACGUCAGGCAGGAAAUUGAAAUCCUUGCUUUGAAGGAAAGUUUAAGUCAGGCAGAAGAAGUCCUUGCUGUCGCACGUUCUGAAUCGAAGGAAAAGAUAAGCGAACUUGAGCAGUCAGACCAGCGGGUAUCUUCCAUCAGAGAGAAGCUCAGCAUUGCUGUUGCCAAGGGGAAAGGUUUGGUUGUUCAGCGUGAUAGUCUCAAGCAGUCUCUGGCCCAGACAUCCAAUGAACUGGAGAGAUGCUCUCACGAGUUACAGUUGAAGGAUGCUAGGCUUCAUGAGCUAGAAACAAAACUUAAGUCCUAUAUGGAGGCAGGUGAGCGUGUGGAAGCUCUUGAAUCUGAGCUUUCAUACAUUCGCAACUCAGCUACUGCUUUAAGAGAAUCAUUUCUUCUCAAGGACUCUGUACUCCAGAGAAUUGAAGAGAUUCUGGAAGACCUAGAUCUACCUGAGCAGUUUCAUUCGAGAGGCACAAUUGAAAAGGUUGAGUGGUUAGCAAGAUCAGCUACUGGUAAUUCUGUGGCUGUCACUGACUGGGAUCAGAAGAGUUCUAUAGGAGGGUCCUAUACUGAUGCUGGGUUUGUGGUUAUGGAUGCCUGGAAAGAAGAUGCACCACUGAGCACUAGUUCAGGGGAUGAUAUGAGAAGAAAGUACGAGGAGCUUCAAGGUAAGUUCUAUGGCUUGGCUGAACAAAAUGAAAUGCUGGAACAGUCCUUAAUGGAGAGAAACCUCUUGGUGCAACGAUGGGAAGAAGUUCUGGACAGAAUUAACAUGCCUUCACACAUGCGGUCUAUGGAACCUGAGGAUAGGAUUGAGUGGUUGGGAACUGCUCUUUUGGAAGCUAAUCAGGAGAAUAGUACUCUCCAGCAGAAGAUUGAUAACCUGGAAAACUAUUGUGGAUCGGUAGCUGCUGAUUUGGAAGAGUCACAGGAGAAGAUAUCUGGCCUUGAGGCUGAACUCCAAGCUAUUAUGGAUGAGAGGGAAAAUCUCUCUGAGAGAUUGAAGAUCCUGAUCUCUGAUCAUGAGGACAUUUCAGCAAAGGCAGUCUGGUUUCAAGUUGAGAAUGAAAAACUGCAGAAUGAAGUGACUGUUUUGCAUGAGAAAUUGGCUGAGAAGGUUACGAAUGAGGACCGCAUUCACAACAUUGAAGGUGAGAUACAUAGAUUGGAGGACUUGGUUAGUGAUGCAUUGCAGUAUCCUGGUGCAAAAGAGCUGGUUUCUGGUGAGAGUACUACUGAGUGCUUGGAGGUAUUGCUAAGUAAGCUUAUAGAGCGCUACUCAACCCUUGCUACUGUAAAACCCAGCCUUGAGGGUGCAGUAGAUGAGCGCCACUCUGAGGAAACUCGUGCAAAUCUUGAUGAAUCAGGAAGUAGAGAUAUGCUAAUUAAUGAGGAACCUUGCAUAUCAGGUAUGAAGAAAGACCUGGAGGAGGCUCUUCAGAAUCUAAUGCAUGUGAAGGAAGAGAGAGAUGUAUAUAUGGAGAGGCAAAAAUCUUUGCUUUGUGAAGUUGAAGCACUUGAUAAAAAAAGAGGAGAGUUGCAAGAGCUGCUUAUUCAGGAGGAGCAGAAGUCAGCUUCUCUGAGAGAGAAGUUAACUGUUGCAGUUAGAAAAGGAAAGUCAUUGGUUCAACAGAGGGAUAGCCUGAAACAAACAGUUGAAGAGAUGAAUAAUGAACUGGAGCACUUGAAAUCUGAGAUUAGGGACUUAUCCACAUACUCCAAAACGGUUGAAGCCCUAGAAUCUGAGAGACUGUUCUUGAGGAAUUGUUUGACAGAAACUGAGCGUUUAUUGCAGGAGAGAGAACAUAUUUUAAAUGUGACUAUUAAUGCCUUAGGUGACAUUGAUGUUGGGGGUGAAAUUAAAAUCAGUGAUCCUGUUCAGAAGAUAGAACAGAUUGGGAAACAAUUCCGUGAUUUGCAUGCUGCUCUGGCUUCUUCAGAACAAGAAUCGAGGAAAUCUAGAAGAGCAGCAGAGUUACUGCUUGCGGAGCUAAAUGAAGUUCAAGAGAGAAAUGAUACGCUGCAGGAAGAGUUGGCAAAUACCGCCAAUGAACUCGCAGAUAUCUCCAAGGAAAGGGGGGUAGCUGAAGCUGCCAAACUUGAAGCACUCUCACGUCUUGAACAGUUAUCAGCAGUUAAUUCUGAGGGAAAACAGAAACAAUAUUCUGAAUUGAUGGCCUUAAAAAUUGGUGUUGAUGAACUGAAGAAACUCUUAUCUGAUAUUAAUAAUUUAUCAGCUGAUGUUUUAUCCAAGGACUUUGAAUUGCUGCAAAAUGUGGAAAUUUUCAUGGAGUCAUGUCUGAAGCAAGGUGAUACUACUAGUGUGAUUGACAUGCCUACUUUAAAUGCAUAUGGUGGCAAUACUUCCAGCAAUUCAGAACACAAGGAGAAACUUCUAUCUGUGGAUUCAUGGUUAGAUCCCAAAGUACCAGCCUAUGUUGAUGAUAGUGUAAUAAUUGAAGUUUAUAGUUCUGUUGGACGCAGUCUGCAAGAAUUGAAGACUGAUAUUGGUGUUUUGAAGGAGAAGUUGUACAGACACCCUGUAGCAUUACAUGAUAAAGCAAGUGAUCUCUCUAAAAUAAUGGAGAUUCUUAGCAGAGAAAUGUCUUCUCAGAUAAACUCAUUUGAGGUCUUGAAAAGAGACAUUAUGCGUUUGGAAUCAAUUGAAAAAGAAAAGGAUAUGGAGAUUGUCACGUUGCGCAGAAAUUUUGCCUUGCUUUAUGAUGCAUGUGCUAAUUCUAUCAUGGAAAUUGAAAACAGAAAAACUGAGCUGAUUGGAAAUAAAUUGGUUGUUCAAGACCUGGGAAUGAACUUGAAUCCAGCAUCAUUUGUUGAUGGAGGACUUUCUUUUGGUGGACAGACCCGUUUCUCUGAAGAAUGUGUCAAGGCUAUUGCAGAGAAACUACUUUCAGCUCUCAAGGAUUUUGCUAUUAUGAAAACUGAAAUUGUGGAAGGUAACCUAGAGGAAAUGAAAAUCACCAUCGCAAAUUUGCGGAGAGAGCUUCAGGAGAAGGACAUUCAAAAAGACCGGAUUUGUGCAGAGCUCGUUAGUCAAAUCAAGGAAGCUGAAGCUGCUGUCCGCAGUUAUUCACAGGAUACUCAAUCUUCACAAACUCGGGUAUUUGAUAUGGAACUGCAAAUGAAAAUGAUGGAGGAGGAACAAAGCCUAUUGGAGCAGAGAGUGAAGGAGUUGCUAGAUGAGCAAGCUGCCUUAGUGGAGUCGCAGGAUAGGGUCAAAUCACUGUCUGACGUGCUAGUUGCCAAAGACCAAGAAAUUGAGGCACUAAUGCAAGCACUUGAUGAAGAGGAGACUCAAAUGGAAGAGUUGAAGAACAAACUUAAGGAAUUGGAAAAAGUUGUGCAACAAAAAAACAUAGAGUUGGAGAACCUUGAAGCUUCUCGUGGAAAGAUUUCAAAAAGGCUUUCGGUUACUGUGAACAAGUUUGAUGAACUUCAUCAUUUGUCUGAAAGUCUUCUUGCUGAGGUUGAAAAACUACAGUCACAAUUGCAAGAUCGGGAUUCUGAGAUCUCUUUCUUGAGGCAGGAGGUCACUAGAUGCACCAAUGAUGUUCUUGUUGCAUCACAGAUGAGCAACAAGAGAGAUUUAGAAGAGGUCCAGGAGUUUUUGUCUUGGUUUGACUCCAUGAUUUCUCGGGUUGGGGUGCAUGAUUUGCCUAUAGAUGAUAGGAAAAACAAUCAGGUGCAUGAAUACAAGGAAACACUUCAGAAGAAGAUAUCAGCGAUUAUAUCUGAAUUUGAGGGACUGCGGGUAGUGUCUCAGAGCCAGGAUGCGCUGUUGCAAGUAGAAAAGAGUAAAGUUCAAGAGUUAACACGCAGAGAAGAGAUUCUUCGGAAGUCUUUAAGUGAGAAGGAGUCACAAAUAAACAUGCUUGAAGGAGUGGAAGAUUCAGGCCGGGAAACUAGUUUGACAUCUGAAAUUUUAGAAGUUGAACCCUUGAUAAACAAGUGGGCUGCACCUGGACCCUCCACGACAUCUCAAGUUCGCAGUCUGCGUAAAGUCAACAAUGAUCAAGUUGCGAUUGCUAUAGAUACUGAUCCUGGUAGUAGUAGUGGUAGGUUAGAAGACGAAGAUGAGGAUAAAGUUCAUGGUUUCAAGUCACUUACUACAUCAAAAAUUGUUCCAAGAUUUACAAGACCUGCAACAGACAUGAUAGAUGGCCUAUGGGUCUCUUGUGAUCGGGCACUCAUGCGACAACCUGCCUUACGUCUUGGUAUUAUAGUCUAUUGGGCUGUACUGCAUGCACUUCUGGCUAGUUUUGUGUUUUAACAAGCCAUACUGGUUCUCUGUUUGGUUUGAAGGCAAUUUGAGGAUGGAGCAUUGAACAUGAUUAGCACUCAAACGAGCAUCUAGUUUGCUGGACAAUCAAGUUUUUGUUUCUAGAUGUGGUCAAAUUGAUUGAUUAUUUAGCUCAACCAGGCUACUGUGAUUUUCCAUUUUUAAUUUUAUAGAUCUCAGGAUCGCUUGGUUGUUUCCAAUAAACGAAAUGUCCUCGUUCGGGGAAAAUAGAUUUUGAUUGCUUGUUUACUAUAAAGUAGAAACCCAACCAAAAAGGUUGUAUGUAAUUACAGACAUUUGUUACAGGAUCUUACAAGUUAAAAAGGUUUUGGUUAGUUAAUACACAAGCUACAACAUUUUUUGCA
Pistacia vera is the source of this 8819-nucleotide messenger RNA. Its product is annotated as abnormal long morphology protein 1. Lineage: Eukaryota; Viridiplantae; Streptophyta; Magnoliopsida; Sapindales; Anacardiaceae. The record is from RefSeq and is a predicted model, not a curated record. Bases 214 to 8445 code for a protein of 2743 amino acids. The transcript is spliced from 10 exons.